GACUUUCAAAUUGUUACCUUAUAAAUGAGGGCUUGUUUGAACUCAUUAUAUCUAAUUUUAUAAGGAAAACAAAUCUUUACUAGUAUAAUAUUAUUCGCUAUCAAUUAUGGACUUUGACCGGAUUUUUUUCUCUAUUAUAGCCUAUUCAAAGAGCUAAGAGCAUAUUUAAUGCGAAGAAGUUCCUAGGACGGAGUUUUUAACGGGAUAUAAGAAACCGUCUCUUAACGUUUAACUAAAAACGCUAAAAACUGACUCUUAGAUAAGAUAUUUAAAAGCUGGUUUUUAGUUUUUUUAGUUAAAAACUAAGAGACGAUUUUUAUAUUUCGUUAAGAACUCCACCAUAAAAACCUACAUCAAUCAUGCUCCUUGGAUGCUAAGAGAACAUAUAUAUAACUUUAAUUUUUAGCUGUGCAUUUUCUUUAAUUCAUUCGCUAUAGAAUAAACAAAAGGUCAUUGGAAAGAUACGUAUUUUAUUUAGUUUUUUUUUUAACUUGAACUAAACCCAAGAAUUGAAAAGAUAUUUACUAGAUUUAAUCGAGGAAAUCCAUUGUAUAAAAAUCCAUGAUUACAACACAAGACAUGUAUAAAAAAGUCCACACAUCUAAAUUUGAUAUGAGAACCAAAACAAUUCUCAAAAGCUAUUUUUAUUGGUAAAAUGUUAAGUUACAAUUCUCAGCUAACAGUCAGACUUGAAAGUUUCAGUCUUGUUAGGUCGUAUCAAGUAGUUGGACCGACUUAAUAGACAUUUGGAGUACAAUUAACUAUACAACGCGAUAUAAACUUUUAAAUAUAUUGUCUUUGUUUUUUGGGUCUAAUAUAUUGUCUUUGUUCAUUAUAAAAAGAGAAGAUAAAGUUACUUUUACGUAACGCAACAGAAGUUAGCGGUUGGUCGAUGCACAGAUAUGGUGUGAAUUUAAUGUCUUGCAUAUCUCCCUAUCUCUCUUCCACAAUUAUAUACUAUAUGAAUUAUUUAUGCUUACGUAUAUGUUAUUUUCCUACCUUUAAACAUUCAUUCAUGACCAAUGUAAAUUCUCUGAAGUCUGAAUAAUUGUAACCUUUUAAAUAACAAGUUAACUUGAUUAAUUCCACAUUGCGUAUAGUUGACAUAAUCCUACCAUAUAGAUUACAUUAAGUAUAUGCAAAUAAACUAGUCUUGCAAGUGAAGUGAAAAGCAGCUGUUUGAUGAGUAGCAGCUAAGAAUGUGAAGAUGUUCUUCACAAAAAAAGCCGUCAAUGAUAUUGCAAUGAUCUACAACCAGUUCUCAUUCCAGUUUUCAGUUUAUUCCGUGAAACUAAUCCAUUCUCGACUGAAACAGCUUCCUGAAAAUGAAUACCUUCAGACUUCUGUUAAACAAAUAAACAGAAUGAUCAGCCAUGGAAAAGAUGUUCCACACACCAUUCAUAUCCUUGAUGGGCUUGAUAAGAAAUGAGCAGCAAACAUUCAGGUUUGGUGUAUGAUUUAGCCGUUUAGGAGUUAGUCACCGAAAUUUGAGAAACUUAAUUGGUUCUGACGAUAAGAAACACAAGCAGUUUUGCACUUAUUAAGUUCUUUAGCUAGUCCAUUGUAUACAUCAAAACUGAAAGUUUUCAUUUUAUCACAUAUGGAUGUAAAGAGGGAUGCGAUUGCAGAUAAUAUAGUACUGCAAUACAAUAUCAGAAAAUCAAGAACGAGUGAAACCAGAGAGAAAGAGCCAAAACUGUAAGGGAAUUUUUUUUGUAUUUGACCUAGUUUGUAUUCUAUUAUAUAGAGCUCAUAUUAUUUCUUCAACACAUAGCUCGAAUAGAAGAGGUUGAGAAAUGUAGAUCUCAUCACUCACACCAAAGGCAAAGUGAUAUUCUCAAACAUCAAGAGAACAAACAAUGCAAAUGAAUUGUAUUUAAGAGUCUGAUCAUCAUCUUGCUUCUCAAAUUUAUGUACUCCAGAAAAAUAUAUCAAAAUCCGAGGAAGCUCCAUAAGUUAUAUUUUCAACAUAGUAAGUUAGAGCAGGAUUAUCCCUCGUAUUUAGGGGAGAUCUUAUGAUUAAAAGAAAAUCAAAAAGAAAAUUACAAGGUAAAGACGUUUCUUAUUUGGGGUAAAGAAGAAACGUGUUUAUGGAACACGUGUAAGCAAAAUGAGAGGAGAGAAGGGGAGCGUGUCUUUGUUUCGUCAUUUCUCUCUUUCUCGAAACCGAAUCAUCUCCUUUCUCUCUCUCUCGAAACCGAAGCUCGGAGAAGGCGAUUCUCCUAUUCUCACCGCGGAUCGUCGACAUACCGGCGAUACUCCCUGUCUCCACACCUCCUAACGGAAUCCUCUGUCUCUGUGGCUCGUGUGACUAUGCGAUUAUCCCUCUCUCGCCGUGGAUCAACUGGAAUCGGAAGGUUCAAUUCUGUCUUGCGGUGGCUCUCCUCGACGGCUGACGGAUCUCUCUGUCUCUCGGUGGCUCUCCUCGACGGCUGACGGAGCUAUCUGUCUGGCGGUGGCUGUCCUCGACGGCUGACGGAGCUCUCAGCCGAUGGCUCUCUGCGAAUCGCUCAGGUAAAGCUUAUGUUCCAUGUUCUUCAGUCAUACAUGUCUUAGGUUCAAAUAUAUUAUUUCAAUCUCGUUUUGUUUAUUGGUUUUGAUUGGGCUUCUCUGUGGUGAUUAAUUUUAUUAUUUGUUUGUGUCUUUUGGUUCUGUCUUUUGCGUGCUGAGAUGAAGGGAUCAAAUCGCGUUGAGAUGGCUGGAUCAAACGUGCUUAAGCACGGGUCAUUUGACAGAGGAAUACGCAGCAUCAAAGGUAGCGGGAAAGGAGAGGCUACAUUGGAGAGGAGCAUCACGGGUUCUUUUAUUUGUGUCAGUUUGUAUUGUAUCAGUUUGUGUCAGUUUGGCUUGUCUCGGCUUGAUUCAGUGUGUCACGGGUUUCAGUGUGCAUGUGCAUCACGCAGUUUGUAUUAUUUGAUCACACAAUACCAACUACUUGAACAAAUAAACACACGUUUCACACAUUACCAAUACCAAUACCAACUACAUUUGAUCAUUUGUAUUAUAUAAUUCACUGUUAUUGCUCUCUACUUCUAAUUAACAUCACGCAAACUCAUCUACUCUCUAUUUCUAACAAAACCAAAUUCAUCUUCUCUCUAUUCUCUCUACUUGUAUCAAGCAUACUCAUCUUCUUCUUUUUUCCUCUCUUUGAUCACAAGUUUAUAAAACUCUUUAAUCAUUUCUAUGGCUUCUUCUUCUCAAAACACAUUCGAUGAAUCAUCUGAUGAUACAUUUGAUGACAUAUUUGAUCAAAAAUUUGAUGAAAAAUUUGAUCAAUUCUUUGAUCAAGCGUUUGAUAAUUUAAAUAUUAGUGGUGGUCAAAAAAAAAAAAAAACCCCGAGCUUAUAUCGAAAGAAAUCGCGAAGAGGGGCAUAUUCAUUUAUGGAAUGAUUAUUUCUGUGAUACUCCAACGUAUCCUGAUAAUUUAUUCCGACGACGUUUUCGAAUGAACAAGCCAUUGUUCAUGCACAUUGUUGAUCAACUCUCCAACGAAGUUCUAUAUUUUCGGGAAAAAAAAGAUGGUCUCGGAAGGAUUAGUCUCUCUCCUCUUCAAAAGUGCACCGCAGCCAUUCGUGUCUUGGCGUAUGGUUCUGCAACUGAUGCGGUCAACGAAUACCUCCGGCUCGGUGAAACAACAACUCGGUUAUGUGUGGAAAAUUUUGUAGAAGGAAUAAUAUAUUUGUUCGGCGAUGAGUACUUAAGAAGACCAACACCGGCUGAUCUUCAACGUCUACUUGAUGUUGGAGAAUAUCGUGGAUUUUCCGGGAUGAUAGGAAGCAUCGAUUGUAUGCAUUGGGAGUGGAAGAAUUGUCCAACCGCUUGGAAAGGGCAAUAUUCUCGUGGUUCGGGUAAACCAACAAUCGUUUUAGAGGCGGUUGCUUCAUACGAUCUCUGGAUAUGGCAUGCAUUUUUUGGACCUCCAGGUACAUUAAAUGAUAUCAAUGUUCUUGAUCGUUCACCUGUUUUUGAUGACAUAAUAAAAGGUGAAGCUCUGAAUGUCACUUUCUCUGUCAAUGGAAGAGAGUAUCAUAUGCCUUACUAUCUCACCGACGGUAUUUAUCCGAAAUGGGCAACUUUUAUCCAAUCUAUUCCUCUACCACAAGGGCCGCAAGCAGUUUUAUUUGCUCAACGUCAAGAAGCUGUCCGAAAAGAUGUCGAGCGUGCUUUUGGAGUCCUGCAAGCUCGCUUUGCCAUUGUUAAAAAUCCAGCGCUGUUUUGGGAUAAAGUCAAAAUUGGCAAGAUUAUGAGAGUAUGUAUCAUACUCCAUAAUAUGAUAGUAGAAAACGAACGAGAUGGAUACACUCAAUAUGAUGUUUCAGAAUUCCAGCAAGGAGAAGACAACGGAAGUUCACAUGUCGAUCUCACGUAUUCUACAGAUAUCCCUACAAAUAACGCAAACCAGAUGGGUGUUCGGAUAAGAAUUCGUGAUAGACAAAUGCAUCAACAACUGAAAGAUGAUUUGGUUCAACAUAUAUGGCAUAAAUUUGGACGUGAUGAAAACAACAACUCAGCUCAUAUGCUUAUUUCAAAUAAUUCUUGUUUAUUUUACUAAUCUUUAUUUUCAUGUUUUAAUUUUAAAAUCUAUGUUUAAAAUGUUAUCUUUUAUAUAAUAAAAAAUUAAUUUAAUAAAAAAAAAUUAAAUAUUUUUUUAAGAAACCCUAAAUAAUAAACUUGCAAUGGAGGAAAAAAAAUACAAAGUUUUUAAACAUGUCUCUUACCAAAAUUAACUCCUAAAAUACUAUUAAAAAUAAAUUAAGAGACCCAUUAGAGUAUAUGGGAUAAAGAUGCCCUUAGUACUUAGUUGAUUAGUGAUCAAAUUUGUCUUCCUGCUUAGAUUGCAAGUUAAGAUUCAAGAACUAAAAAAGUAGACCAAAGCAACCACUUCCUAACAUAAGCAAAAGCAGGUCGGGUACCCAAGCUGGAGAAGCCCAUCUUACGACCUUUUAUUUUAAUGACAAACUAGAUUUUGACAUGCGCGUCCGCGCGGAUGUUUUCUUUAAUUUUUAAACAUUUUAGAAUAACCCUAUUUUACUAUUUUAUGGUUUUAACAUAUUAGAACGACUUCACUCGACUUCAACUUGUUUGUUCAUGUUUAGCUACUGAAUUUAUUUCUUAAUGAGUAUUUCUUAUAACUGUGUGUGUUAAGUAAUCAUUUUAUUUUGACAAAUAUAUAUAACACAAAAAUACAGCAUAUUUGAGUUUCAAUUAUAUCUUUUAUUAUAUUAAAUCUAGAGAUGGUUAUUUAAAUUUUAAAAUUGUAUAUAAAUAUCAAAAUUUAUUUUUAUUAUAUUCGAAAAUAUAUUAUUUAAAACUACUUACAUAUGAUUUAAAAUAAUAUUAUUUGUUGGUAUAUGUUUUGAUAGAUUAGAUUUAUUGUAAAAAUUUGUUGCAAAAAUAGGUAGUUUAUAUAUAUUUAAAUGUUAUGAAAUUAUAAUAAUAUAGAAAUAAAAUUAAGAAUUGUUUUGAUAAUUUGUCGGCCCAACAAAAGAGAAAUUGCCAAACAUAUUGCACUUCAUCUAUUAUAAAGGCUCAAACCAAAAUUGUUUUUUUUUUUUGGGAAAAAAAAAUAAAAGAAAAUUACCGGAUUUUUUCGUUGUAAGGACUUUUCGUGGUGUCUUAUCUCUUUGUCUUUAGCUGAUAUUUUGCUGCCAACCGCGCGGGUAUUUUCUUCCACUUUUAUAUACGUAUAAAUCUUAUUUUUACAUCGUUAAUAGUAAAUAUUUUUAACAUUGAACAUUUUUUCAAACGUUUAUUAUUUUUUCGAACAAAAUAAUGUUAUAGUCAACAUGUUCCAAUCUAAGUAAUUGUUUCAAACGAUUACAUAUAUUUAUAACUUAGUAUUAUGUAUUUAUUUCAUUGGAUAUGCGUUUGAAUAUUAGACGUCUUCAUAUAUUCAAAGAUUAACUAAUUCAUUUGAGUUAUUUUGUAUUUAACACAUAUAUUAUUUAAAAAAUUAUAAGUAAUAAUUUAAUAUAAUAGUUUAAAUUAUAUGGUUAUGAAAGUUAUUAUUGUUUAGCUAGAUUAUAUAAAGUAGGGUUAGGUAAAAAACGGAGUUCGAAGAACCAAUCUAAUCCAUUCUGAAUCCGAACCUAAAUUGGUUAAAUAUCCGAACAUAAAAUUUUGGUUUCUAGAUAAACGGAACCGAACCCGACCUGAACUGAAGUAUUUCGAGUACCAGAAUCCAAAAUAGAAUUAUAUACCUAAAUAUAUUAAUUAAUUUAGAUGUAAUAUAUAAAAAUAUCCAAAAUAUAUUAGAUAUUUAAAGUUGUCUAAAAUAAUUGAAAAUAUAUACAAAUAGUCAAAAAUAAAUGUAUAAAAUAGCUGAAAAAUACUCGAAAUACCAAAAAUACUUAAAAUAUUUAUUGAUUGUCUAUUCAAAUAUUCAAGCCAACCCAAUUUAAAUGUUAAGUUUAUAAAUUUAAAGUAUAUUAUGCAUUUAAAUUUUUUAAAAAUAAUUUAAAUGGGUUAUUCGAACCCGUAAAAAUCCGAAUAGAAGCCAAACAAAAUUUUAUAAGUAUCUGAAUGGGCCAGGAUUUUUAAUUUCGAAACCCGAAUAGAUUGGAACCAAAUUUGAUUUGACACCCGAAUGCUAACACUUAUAAUGUAUUGCCUAAAUCAAUUUAUAGUUAUGAAGAAUAUUAUGUAUUUAAUUCACUUGUGUUUCAUUCAAACGAAUUUUCAGUUUAUAGUGAUUUGUGGUCAUAUUUUGGAUUGUCAAGAUUAGUUAUGAUGCUAGCAUAAAAAUAGGUAAAUUAUUCUGAAUGUUAUUGAUUUAGGAAAAUACAAAGUUAUCUCCCCACCGUUUUUUUUUGUCAAUCUGUUUUCAUUAAAUUUUAAAGCCCAAAAGUUUAGUACAUAAAGAUUGAUGACAUACAGCCCAAAAAAGUUCAAACACGUGAGUAAGGAUGAUUCUACAAACAAAACACGUGUACUAUUGCGAAAGAAAAUUUCACACGUGACUUCUGAUUAAAGAAGAUGAAUUGCCCAAAAAAAGAAUUGUGGGUCGCCGGUGAACGUCUUUGACCUCCAGUCAUCUUCUCCGGUUACCAUCACCAAUCUUCAAUUGCUUAGAGCUCCAGAAAACAGCCGUGAACAUCAACCCCACCUCCUUUACUAAAUGCCACUGUAUUUAGAGACGCCAUCAAAGACCCCUAAUCUACUUUUCUGAAGCUAGAAUUACCAUAUCGAUCCCUAACAUCUCGAUUUGAUCAACAUGGGAAAACUUACACUAAAAUCCAAGAUUCACAUCCGUGUAUAAUCUCGAUCAAGCAUAAUCAAAGAAAAUCGUGAUCCUUUAAAGAUCCAGUAAUUGUAAAGAGAUGCAAAAGUAGAAGAGAACAUCGGCAAGACGAAAAACGGAAUUCGCGAUUGAACAUGAUAAUCCCAUUAAACGAAAUUCGCUAUCAUUCUCUCUCUGUCGAUUAUACAUAUACACUGACGAAAAAAACUGGUUAUGUCGAUUUAAGUUUGCUGGUUUUGUCAAGUUAUAAAACGACAGUGAAUAACACUCCAUUGUACCGAACGGGAUUGGUUAACGUUUAUUUGGUGUAGGAAAUAGGUUAAAGAAACUGUAAAACUACCGUGUUUUUUGUUAGUGGCAUUUCCUUGUAAUUAUUGAAAAAAACUCAGGGCUAAUUACCAUUUGUACUUCUGUUUUAAUAGUUUAGAUAGAUAUUUCAGCCCAGAUUGCUAAGGUCUCUGAAGCUGCAAAAAUAUAUUUUACUAUAAUUUUUAUAAUCCGGAGUAUUUGGUGUACCAAGAUCCAGCCGACUAAUUUUAUUGGCGCUAGAUAGAUUUGGUUGCUCACAAUGAGAUUUAGAUAUUCAUGUCACAUGACCAUACAAACAGGUAAAUCUAAGAUUUCAAAUUCUAAAUGUUUACCAAUUUUCAAAUCCGCCAUACCAUUCGAUGAUUUUUAAAAUAUUUUAUUACAUUUUUAAUCAGUUAAAACCAUUUAUUUCUAUUAGUUUGCAGCUUUGUAAAUUUAAAACACGCUCUAAACCAGUUUAUAAGCAAUGUUGCAUAGAACUGUAUGUAUAUAGUAAAUUUGUCACAUAUAUUUCAAGUAUAAAAUAAUGUUAAUAGAAACAAGUUAAUUCUGGAACCAAUCAGAAAUCUUGACUUUUUUUUUUAAGAAACAGUUAGCUUUACUUAAGAUUUUCAUCUUCAUAAGGAAAAAAAUCAAUAAUGUGUUUGAAUAAUUUUUGCACAUUUGUAACGUUUGAGCCAACGGUUAAGAUCGAAUCUAUUGCGUAGAUCUUCCCUUGUAAAAACGGCGCGUUAGUCGAUUUCCCAAAGCUAACGGUUUGAUUCAACGGUUAAGAUCAGAUCAAUGGUAUAACGGCGUGUAAGAUCGACGGUUGCUAUUCAAUUUCCUUUUUUUUUUUGAUUUGUCGGCGUAUGAUUCAACGGUUCAGAUCGAAUUAAUGAUAAAUCCUCUGAGUAAGAUUGACGGCCGUUAUUCAAUUUCCUUUUUUUGAUGUUCCCGUAAUUUCCUUUUUUUGAACUAGUAGUGUAUAGUAUAUAGUUUCCUUUUCAUUAAUAUCAUAACCGCUAUUUAAACAACUCCAAAAGUUUCCUUUCUCUCUCAACGAAUCAAAGAUUCACUCUCUAAUUAGGGUUUUGUUUGCAGCGAAGUAAAAAGUAUGAUGGCGUCCAUGGAGUUUGUGAAACCAUUAGGCAAAGGCUCGUAUGGUUCAGUCAAUCUCAUCAAGUUCAAUAAACACGACGGCUCGAAGCCACACUACCACGCCGUGAAAAGCUCGUUCGCGCAUGACUUCGAUUCUCUAUACAACGAGUUUCAGAUUAUCUCCAAACUCAGAGAUUGUCCUGGAAUCGUGCGAACCUUUGGUACAUCUCUGUCGAGAGGAGUCAAUGAUCACGGGAACAGAGUUUACGGCAUGUCGAUGGAGUACGCAGCUGGCGGAAGUUUAACUUCUUUCAUGGAAACAAGGUCGUUGACGGAUACGAUGAUCAGAGACUUCACUCGUAUGAUUCUUGAAGGACUGGUCUCUGUUCAUGAUCACGGAUACGUCCACUGCGAUCUCAAACCGGAUAAUAUUCUCGUGUUUCCACGUGAUGUUAAUGGUGGUGUAACGAAAGAAGUUUCGUACGAGUUGAAGAUUUCUGAUUUUGGGAUGUCGACAGAAGCUGGAGAGGGGUCGGUGUUUUGGGAGUUUGAUUCUCCCUACUUGGGAACGCCUCUUUACAUGUCUCCUGAGUCUGUUCACUACGGCGUCGCCGAGAAGUCGUUAGACUUGUGGUCGUUAGGUUGCGUUGUGUUGGAGAUGUACACAGGACAGUCUCCGUGGCCGUUACAAGACUCGGAGGAGAUUUUGCGUCAUUUGUUGGAUGGGAAGGCGCCGGAGGUUCCAGAGUCUCUUCCUUGGGAGGCAAGGCAGUUUAUAGAAACGUGUUUCGCAAGGAAUCCUGUGGAGAGAGGAAGUGCUUUGGAUAUGUUGAAGCAUCAGUUUCUUCUUUCUGAUGAGAAGAAAGUGAUGGUUACCGUUUCCGGAAGUAGGAGAAAGUCGGUGGCUGUGGUACUGAAGUCUGAGGAUAUUAUGAAGAAGCCACGAAGAUUGAAGAUUAUUCCACCAAAGCCGCCACAGUUUAAGAAAGUUGAGAAUAGACCCUUGAGGUUGAAGAUCAUCCCUCCGAAACCACCAGGAUGCAAUCUCGUUUCUGUUCAGUAGAGUGUGUCAGUGUAUACUGUCGUCUUUGUAGUUGGUGUAGAUCAAGUUAACACACAGUUGUGAAAAUUGCACAGAGGAAACAUCAAGGAGAAGCCAAGACUAGUGAGACGGAGUUUGGUUCUUCUGUUAGCAUUGCCACUUGGGAGAACCAUCUCGUUACUUUUGUUAUAUUUUAGUUCUCCUCUUUAAAUAUGAUGUCUCUGCUUUGUUUAUAUUUGGUUCUACAGAACUUUGUGACAACACUUGGAGAAUUUAUGUUAAUGAGUUUUCUAUUUCUGUUCUCUUUUCAUUGUCAAACAAGAUCUCAAAAGUCUAGCUAAAAAGUGUUUCCAUGUGUACAAAGCUUGAUUAAAGAAGUAGCUGUUUUAUGAAUAGCUAAGGAUGUGUGGAUGUUCUUCCUAGAAACAGAGUUCCAUGAUGUUGCAGUGAUCCACAACCUCUUCUCCUUCCCGUUUCAGUUUCUUCCCUGAAACUUACUCCAUUCUCGACAACAACAGCUUCCAGAAAAUGAAAAUGAAUAUUAUCAGACGAAUGUUUAACAAAUGAACCAAAACUUGUCCAAUCAUCAUAUUUUUAUUGUCCAAUCAUUAUAUUUUUAUUUGUUUACGACAUCUAAAAUUGUAGAAACAGACUCUGCUUACACACCAAAGCAGUGGUUAAAAAUGCAGUUGAAAUUUACUGAAUUAUAUCGUGACCAAACAGUGAAUCAUUGCACAACACUACUACAGAACAUAUCACUCUGCAGGGUCGGUUGAAACAAUGUUUGAAUUAACAAAAUACGUCGCAACGAUUGAUUUUUUUCUUUUAUGACCAAAAAUUCCAUUGAGCUAAACGCAUUCAACAUCCAAAAAUACUUGACAUAGAUUUUAAAAACAACAUGAGAAAAAACUUGUCUGCUUCGAGGACAUUUAAACAACAAGCAUCUUAAAAAGAAGCUGAUAACGUUUAAC
Molecule: messenger RNA, 10642 nt
Organism: Brassica napus (rape)
Lineage: Eukaryota; Viridiplantae; Streptophyta; Magnoliopsida; Brassicales; Brassicaceae
Product: mitogen-activated protein kinase kinase kinase 20-like
Exons: 4
Coding region: 8646-9692 (348 amino acids)
Biological process (GO): protein phosphorylation
Molecular function (GO): ATP binding; protein kinase activity
Source: RefSeq, a predicted model, not a curated record